Messenger RNA from Asparagus officinalis (garden asparagus), 1803 nucleotides. RefSeq names its product G-type lectin S-receptor-like serine/threonine-protein kinase At5g35370. The record is from RefSeq and is a predicted model, not a curated record. NCBI's taxonomy places the organism in Eukaryota, Viridiplantae, Streptophyta, Magnoliopsida, Asparagales, Asparagaceae. Gene Ontology annotation, molecular function: ATP binding; protein kinase activity. The coding region runs from base 1 to 1803 and encodes 600 amino acids. Gene Ontology annotation, biological process: protein phosphorylation. The transcript is spliced from 3 exons.
AUGGCGGAGCAACAGCAGUCUGUUCCAGGUGGUGUUGCCCGUGACGGGCGGGUUCAGGGCGGGAAGAUGGAUGCCAACGGCAAGUUUCGGGUCGUUACUUACGGAUCGCGCGCGGGACUUACCGCACGAUUUGUAGCUCCGAGCGACUCCCUGCGGGCUGCCGUCCUCCUGUGCGCCUGCUUCCGGCGGGAUGAUUGGGUGCCGUGCCUCGCCUCGCCUUCCUCGUGUGCCCGAUCUAAUAUCUCGUACUUGAGCUUGGAGAGCGGGAUUAGUUAUUUUGCGAACAAUUUUGCCGCGCCUUUGGAUGGUGAUGAGUUCGAUUCGUGCCGGGACACCUGCUCGAAUAAUUGUUCUUGCCUUGCUUUCUUCUAUAAGAAUUCCUCAAAGGCUUGUUAUCUGAUUCACGACCAGAUCGGUUCUUUGAUUCAGGGGUCUUCUAAGAGUGCAAUUGGGUACGUCAAAACGAUUAGGACGUCUACUUCUUCUUCGUCCCCGGCACCAAGUUCUACAGGCAAAUCGUCUUCCACAAACAUUAUCCCGAUUCUAUUGCCCUUAGUAGCUACAUCUCUCCUCGUGAUUGUUCUUGCCUUCGUGGGUUUCCAAUGGUGGAGAAGAAAAGGCAAGAAGGAAGGACCAAGAGUGAGAUUCAAAUCGCCCAUGAGGGAAAUCAAGCUCGGCCAUCGAAGUUCCUCUGGAGUAGAUGAGUUCAGUGACAGUGAAGAGAUCUCAAUCCCAGGGCUCCCGACUCGAUUCUCCAGUGAUGAGCUAGAAUUGGCCACCAACGCGUUUCAGACUUUAAUCGGGUCUGGUGGGUUUGGAUCCGUUUACAAAGGCGAGCUCCCGGAUGGGAGCCUCAUCGCCGUGAAGAAGAUUACUAACAUUGGGUUACAGGGGAAGAGGGAGUUUUGUACAGAGAUUGCGGUAAUUGGCAAUAUUCAUCAUGUUAAUUUGGUUAAGCUUCGGGGUUUUUGUGUUCAGGGCUCGAACAGGAUGCUGGUUUAUGAGUAUAUGAACAUGGGAUCCUUGGACAGGCCAUUGUUUGGACAUGGUCCUGUGCUAGAAUGGCAGGAAAGGCUUGAAAUUGCAAUAGGCGCAGCUCGAGGGCUUGCAUACCUCCAUUUUGGUUGUGAUCAGAAGAUACUCCACUGUGACAUCAAACCAGAAAACAUCCUUCUUGCCGAUCACGGACAAGUAAAAAUUGCCGAUUUUGGCAUGGCAAAGCUCAUGACCCCAGAGCAAUCUGGCCUCUUCACCACAAUGAGAGGCACGCGAGGCUACCUUGCCCCCGAAUGGCUAACAAACUCUGCAAUCUCAGACAAAACCGACGUCUACAGCUACGGGAUGGUCCUGUUGGAGAUCGUGAGGGGGCGAAAGAACCGCUGCACUCCGAGCGCUGGGAGCGAGUUCAGCGGUUCAAGCGGGUCGAGCGUGGAGUACUUCCCAAUAGUGGCAGUGGAGAGGCACAUGGAAGGGAGGUGGUCAGAGCUGGCGGACCCGAGGAUGGAGGGGAGAGUGACAGAGAGUGAGGUGUCGAGGGCUGUCAAGGUCGCAUUGUGUUGUUUGCAUGAGGAGCCAUGGAUGAGACCGAGCAUGGCAGUGGUGGUGGGGAUGCUGGAAGGGACGAUGGCAGUGUGGGAGCCGAAGGUUGAAGGGCUCAAGUUCUUGAGGGUGUACGGGAGGGGAGGAGGGGAGACAGAGGCGGGUGGUGGGGGUGAGGGUAAUUACAGCGGAUCAGGGUCCAGCGGCGCGAGCGCGUCAUUGCUGACGUUCAUAUCGUCUCAGGAGGUGUCAGGGCCUCGAUAA